Harmonia axyridis is the source of this 1270-nucleotide messenger RNA. Its product is annotated as protein anon-73B1. The transcript has 2 exons. Gene Ontology annotation, cellular component: membrane. Bases 61 to 309 code for a protein of 82 amino acids. Lineage: Eukaryota; Metazoa; Arthropoda; Insecta; Coleoptera; Coccinellidae. The record is from RefSeq and is a predicted model, not a curated record.
UUCUAUGCUUUUAAUUGACUAGUAUUUUUUAUGUAAACAAAUUGAAUUUUUGAUCUCAACAUGAAUGCUGCUAUUAAUUUAGGUGUAGAGGAUAUGACUGUUACACUUGUACGAUAUGGACUGUAUUUAGGAGCACUUUUCCAAUUAUUUUGUCUCUUGGCUUGCGUUUUCAUGCCUGAUUCACCUGAUGAUUCUUGGCUCAAUAAAGGUGACUCUGAUGAUGAAAGUUCAGAGCAAGAAACUCCACUCAAUAGUCCUAGAAGGCCUAUUCAUAGAACUCGUAAACAGGAAAAAAAGAAAAGACGUUGAAAGGAAUUUCUAAUCAGUGGAAUCUAAUAUUGAGUUUUUUGGAUUUAUUUUUAUUUGAGAUAUCAUGCAAUUGCUUUAAAAUUGUUGAAAGUUCCAAGUAAUGCAAUGAGAUGUGAAUCUGGUUUGAAUUAGUUCAUGUUGAGGUGCUCCUUUAUAAUAUUAAUUCAACUAUAGAUAUACUAAUUAAUUGAAUUGCAUCUCACAGUUGAGAAGUUAUGAAAUUAUGUUAUAUUCAAUUAUAACCCACUCUAGGCCCAAUGAAUAUCAUAUAAGAUAGAUAUUUACAAUUUAUUUUACCUAAAGGAAUGUUAGAAUUAAGCGUAUACCAUUCUUGAUUCUGUAGUAGGAAAGUAAGCUCAAGUACUCAAACAAAUAAACAUAUAAAAAAAAUGAGGCAUUAUAAUUUGAAAUGAAAAGAUCCUGAAUGAUUAUUGGUACAAAACUUUAAACGUAUUUCAGAUUCUCUGAGGUUCGGCAUUCUUCAGAUAGAAAUAUUUUUUUAAUUUGCAGUAAAAAUUUAUUUAUAGGUGUGACUAUAUUUAAUGUGGAGUAAAUAUAAUGUGACUCACAAUGAUAAUAUAGUAUAUUAUCGUUAUUUGAAGAGAAACAAGAUAUUAUCAAUACGAGGAUUACUAGCCCAAGUAAGUGCCAUCUAUUGUAGUUCUCUGGACGUUACAAACAGUUUUCUUUUUUUGUUCGAAAUCGUCAAACAUAACCUGACAUAUCUCGAAGAAUGUCAUCGACUCAACGUCAUAAUGGCAAAUUUUUCCAUCAAAAUUUCUGAAUAAAUGGUAGACAUUACUUCAAUAAUAUAACUCAUUUAAUAAUAUUGAUCAUUUUUAAAUACUGGAUAUAGGAAAAGGGUUUCAGGUAAAUACACAUAUAUUUUUUAUAAUUAUAAGAUAUCACUAAUUGAAAAACGAAAAAUUUCAGAAAAGUGGGAUUCAUACUGCAAUUUUUA